GCGAGCGGCGGCUGCACAACGCACUCGGCUGCGGGCAGCGCGGCGCGCGGACAUGGCGUCACUGACGCGCCCGCCGACCCACACGGUGAGGCGUUGCCGACGCUCGAGGCAGUAGAAGGCAGUAACAGCAGGAGGUGGCAGGAGGUAGCAGGAGGCGGCAGACGGCAGUAGGCAGCAGUAUGGCGCUGAAGACUCCUACGCCGCGUGACGGCGAACGCGAGACCUGGGGCAAGAAGGUGGACUUCCUGCUCUCCGUCAUCGGGUUCGCCGUCGACCUCGCCAACGUGUGGCGCUUCCCUUAUCUCUGCUACAAGAAUGGAGGGGGAGCGUUCUUGGUGCCGUACUGCAUAAUGUUGGUGGUGGGCGGCAUUCCGCUCUUCUACAUGGAGCUGGCGUUGGGGCAAUUCCAUCGCAAGGGCGCUAUCACCUGCUGGGGCAGGCUGGUGCCGCUUUUCAAAGGUAUCGGUUACGCGGUGGUUCUGAUAGCUUUCUACGUAGACUUCUACUAUAACGUAAUCAUCGCGUGGGCGCUACGCUUCUUUUUCGCAUCCUUCACGACCAUGCUGCCUUGGACUAGCUGCAACAACGAGUGGAACACGCCAUCUUGUCAACCGUUUGAAGCUAACUGGGAAGCAUCGGCAGUCAACAAAUCUCAACCACGUCACAACGAAUCCGACUCUAUGGCAUCACCUCAACCUUUUACUUCGGCGGCUUCUGAAUAUUUUAACCGUGCUAUCCUGGAGUUGCAAGGGAGCGAGGGUCUUCACGACUUGGGUGCGAUCAAAUGGGACAUGGCCUUGUGUCUGCUUGCUGUCUACAUCAUCUGCUACUUCUCUCUCUGGAAAGGGAUCAGCACUUCUGGCAAAGUGGUUUGGUUCACGGCUCUUUUUCCGUAUGCGGUGUUACUGAUCUUGCUGGUUCGUGGCAUCACGCUGCCAGGCUCCGCCACCGGCAUACAAUACUAUCUCAGUCCUAACUUCGAAGCUAUAACACAACCACAGGUUUGGGUGGACGCGGCGACGCAAGUAUUCUUCUCAUUGGGUCCUGGAUUCGGUGUGCUGCUGGCGUAUGCGUCUUAUAAUAAGUACCAUAACAACGUUUACAAAGACGCAAUUUUGACUAGCGUGAUCAACUCAUGCACGUCGUUCGUGGCGGGGUUCGUGAUCUUUAGCGUGCUGGGCUACAUGGCGCACGCGUCCGGCAAGCAGGUGCAGGACGUGGCCACGGAAGGCCCGGGACUCGUGUUCGUCGUCUACCCCGCCGCCAUCGCCACCAUGCCCGGCUCCACCUUCUGGGCCUUGAUCUUCUUUAUGAUGCUACUCACCUUGGGACUUGAUAGUUCGUUCGGUGGUUCUGAAGCAAUAAUAACAGCUUUGAGCGACGAGUUCCCACCCAUCGGUCGUCAUCGGGAACUGUUCGUGGCUUGUCUCUUCACACUGUACUUCUUCGUGGGUCUGGCGUCGUGCACCAAGGGUGGCUUCUACUUCUUCCAACUGCUGGACAGAUAUGCAGCUGGUUAUUCUAUGCUCGUAGCUGUCUUCUUUGAGGCGAUUGCUGUGUCUUGGAUUUAUGGAACGGAACGUUUCUGCGAGGACAUCCGCGACAUGAUCGGGUUCCGGCCGGGCGUGUACUGGUUGAAGCUGGAGCAAUUAGAUCACGCAUUAAAUAACAGACCAUAA
Molecule: messenger RNA, 1679 nt
Organism: Papilio polytes (common Mormon)
Lineage: Eukaryota; Metazoa; Arthropoda; Insecta; Lepidoptera; Papilionidae
Gene: DAT
Product: sodium-dependent dopamine transporter
Exons: 12
Coding region: 180-1679 (499 amino acids)
Biological process (GO): dopamine uptake involved in synaptic transmission; sodium ion transmembrane transport
Cellular component (GO): neuronal cell body membrane; presynaptic membrane; neuron projection
Molecular function (GO): dopamine:sodium symporter activity
Source: RefSeq, a predicted model, not a curated record